CGCCGCGGCCGGCGGGUCACCCGGGGCGGCCGGUGGGGCGGGCGCCAUGGCGGUGAACUACAGCGCGAAGGAGGAGGCGGACGGGCACCCCUCGGGCGGCGUCGGGAUACCGGGCGGCGGGCUGGUGGGCGGCGGCGGCGGCGGCGGGGUGGUGAAGACCCGCAAGCCCGAUAACACGGCGUUCAAGCAGCAGCGGCUGCCGGCCUGGCAGCCCAUCCUGACGGCGGGCACGGUGCUGCCGGCCUUCUUCAUCAUCGGCCUCAUCUUCAUCCCCAUCGGCAUCGGCAUCUUCGUCACCUCCAGCAACAUCCGCGAGUACGAGAUUGACUACACAGGAACAGACCCUUCUAGUCCUUGUAACAAAUGUUUAAAUGUGUCCUGGGACAGCACACAGCCUUGUACUUGCACCAUCAAUUUCACACUGGAACAUCCAUUUGAGAGCAACGUAUUCAUGUAUUACGGACUUUCCAACUUCUAUCAAAACCAUCGUCGUUAUGUCAAAUCUCGAGAUGACAGCCAGCUCAAUGGAGAUAACAGUUCACUACUUAAUCCUAGUAAGGAAUGUGAGCCUUACCGCACAAAUGAGGACAAGCCCAUUGCUCCUUGUGGAGCUAUUGCCAACAGCAUGUUUAAUGAUACUUUGGAAUUAUACCGCAUUGAAAAUAACACAAGGACUCCUAUUCCUUUGAUUAAAAAAGGCAUUGCAUGGUGGACAGAUAAAAAUGUCAAGUUCAGAAAUCCCACAGGAGAUGGAAAUAACUUAACUGCACUUUUCCAAGGCACAACAAAGCCUAUAAACUGGCCCAAGCCAGUGUAUAUGCUGGACUCAGAGCCUGACAACAAUGGCUUUAUCAAUGAAGACUUCAUUGUGUGGAUGCGCACGGCUGCUCUGCCGACGUUUCGCAAGCUGUAUCGUCUCAUUGAAAGGAAGAAUAAUUUACAGCCUACCUUGCAGGCUGGAACAUACUCUUUGGAUAUCGCAUACAAUUAUCCUGUACACAGUUUUGAUGGACGAAAGAGAAUGAUUCUAAGCACCAUCUCGUGGAUGGGAGGCAAAAAUCCCUUUCUGGGAAUUGCAUACAUCACUGUUGGGUCCAUAUGCUUCUUCUUAGGAGUUGUAUUGCUCAUCAUCCAUCACAAAUAUGGAAAUCGAAACACUAGUGCAGACAUUCCCAAUUAAUCUUGCAUUCUGAAAACAAGUGUUCUGCAUGUGCAUCAAGGCCAGUCCAGAAUGGACCCAGUUUUUGAAAGACAAAAUCUCUGCUUCUGUCACUUCUGAGACUGGGUACAUAAUUUUAUCUAAAGCUCUCCUUUCCCAUACUGUGGAUUAACUGUUGAAAAUGACGGGUAUACAGUUAGCUAUAUUGAUUGUAUCUCUGCCUACAUCAGAAACACUAUUUCUGAUACUUGCCUGGAACCAGGCAGGCCACACGAUGCAUAUAGCUCCUGUUCCCUUGAUGCAUCUGCUGCUUGCUCAUGUGCUAUGUAAUAUCAUUGUGAUUCAGGACAUACAGACUGUGUGGAGAAAGACUGUUAUGAGAUACUAUAAAUUGUUAACUUUCUGGAAUUCAGGUGUCAGUGCUAUUGAAAGGAAAAGUCAUGUCUUAAAUGUUUUUUUCAAUUUACUGUCUUGUGUGCAUGGGCUUUUAAAUUUCUUGCUGAGAUUUUAAUAUAUAAGUUGUUAAAUGUUUUUCCUGUGUCCUACCCACCUCUGUUAUGUUAAAUCCUUUUAAAUGCUGUGUAAAUUUUGGCACUCUGGAUUCUUUGCAUAUUUACAAUUUAUGUGCCUGGCCAGUAAAAUAUCAUCCUAUGAAGGUAUCAGAAAACCUAUUUGUUAAUUAUUUCCAUGAGUCUCUUUUAAAGUUUGUUCUAAAUUGGGAAAUGUUUAUUGCAGGUAAAAUCUGCUUUUUUCUUAUGUUUGUUGCUUUAAGUCAUAUCCAGUACUAGUUUACCUGUUGUGGGUGCAGGUUUUGCUUUUCACGAGCAGCUCCAGGCAUUACUCCAGAAGAAGCUAAAAUGUUUUUUCAUUCACAAAUUUGGGUGUAAUCUUUUUACUGGAGGAGUUUCCUAAUUUUCUUGAGGCAUGUGUAUUCUGAACAGGCUUUGUUGUAAAGGAAUUGUCAUAUAAUUUUUCCUUAUGUGGAGUAGAUGCCACACUAAAUUUUUUGCAGUGUGAAGAUGGUAAACUAUAGAAAUUCAAAAGUUGAGAUGGCAGUAACCUCUUUUAAUUGAAAUGCAGGUUGAUCUUGCUGUGAAACCUAACUUAAGUAUUGCAGUUAAAGGCAAUGUGCAGGUUAGUGUCUUAAAUUACAGAAGGGUUCACUUUUAGGUUAAUUCAAAGUUAAAAGUAAAAUACUACAUUUUGGUGACUUUUUUUGGUUUUAGAUGGUGCACAGAAAUUGUAAUGUAUAUGGUGGAGAUCACUUUAUAUGCAACUAGCUUGACAAAGUAUUGAGUAUAUGGAAAAAGACCUAAUAAAUUCUGCAAACCAUUUAAUAAGAGAUUUUAUUUUGUUCUUGAUCAUAUUUAUUUCCAUCUGGAUGAAAAGAUGUAUUCUCAUUAAAUGCUAAUGCAGUUUAAGUGAGUUGUGUUGCUGGAACUGCAUAUUUGGUACAAAAAGUUGCUUAUUCAUGGCCCAAUAGCUUAAUCUAUAGUUAGCUUUAAACAACACUAUUUAUCCCAUAAACAUGUGACCAUUUUUAUUGAACUACUUGUUUAAUCUUUUUAAGCUAGCAGUUUAAGUGUGCAAGUCUGUAUAAACUGUGGAAUCAGGCAGUGGUUUCCAGUGUGUUAGCCUUCUGUAACUCCAUAGAAUAAUUUGUUUUCAUAGUACAGUGUGGCAGCACAGGACUUGAAAUACUCAAAAUAUGUUAAAGUUUUAUUUAGUGUUGUAUCUGUAUUGCUGGAAUUCUAGAAUUAGGGUAUGUACCUUUGUAUAUUGCAAGGCAGAAAACUCACACAAAGUCUUUAACUGGCUUUCAUCUGCAGAGUAGUUGCUGGUCCAAAAUGUAGUAAGGGGACAUAUCCCAGUUACUGGUUAUUAAAAUAUUUUUAUUUUUAAA
This is a messenger RNA of Apus apus (common swift), 3062 nucleotides long. It is a transcript of the gene CDC50A, whose product is annotated as transmembrane protein 30A. The coding region runs from base 47 to 1180 and encodes 377 amino acids. NCBI's taxonomy places the organism in Eukaryota, Metazoa, Chordata, Aves, Apodiformes, Apodidae. The record is from RefSeq and is a predicted model, not a curated record. The transcript has 7 exons. Gene Ontology annotation, cellular component: Golgi apparatus; plasma membrane; endoplasmic reticulum. Gene Ontology annotation, biological process: phospholipid translocation.